AUGUCUUUACAGUUGAGUGACGGGUUGGCCAACCAACCACUAGACUUGGUGCUAGAGGAUUUAUUAGUGAGGUUUCUUGCGAAUGUUCCUGAUGAGGAUUUGUCAUCUAUCGAGCGAGUGUUGUUUCAAGUCGAAGAAGCUCAAUGGUUUUACACCGACUUUUUACGACAAAAGAGCCCAUAUUUACCCCAAUUGAAGAUGAAGGGGUUUGCUGCUCAACUUUUAGAGAAGUGUCCGUUGAUCUGGAAAUGGGGUAACCCUUCUGAUGCCCUUGGAAAAUUCGGCCGUUACAAGUCGACAAUUCCUGUUCGUGGAGUUGCAUUAUUCAAUAAAGAUCUCACCAAAAUGGUUUUGGUCAAGGGAACCGAAUCCAAUUCUUGGUCGUUCCCUCGUGGAAAAAUCUCAAAGGAUGAAGCAGAUACGGUAUGUGCUGCUCGUGAAUGUUACGAGGAAACCAGCUAUGAUGUAAAAGACGCCAUUUCGGAAGAUAAUUGCAUCGAAAGAACAAUUAGAGGUAAAAACUACAAGAUCUAUUUGGUCAAAAAUGUACCUGAAGACUUUGAUUUCCAACCAAUAGUUCGUGGUGAAAUCGCCAAGAUUCAAUGGCAUGAUAUCAAAACCACCGGAAAAAAAGUGAAAUCCAACCCUAAUCAGUAUUUCAUCGUUUCUGCGAUCUGGAAACCUUUGACCCGCUGGGUCAAUAAGAAUAGAGGUGUUUCAAACGAAGAGGAACUCUUGGUGAAGGCUGAGUUCAGAUUGAAGGAAUACUUGGGAAUUCUGCCCAAGGCUCAAGAAAAUGUUGAUGCUGGUAGAGAACUUUUGAAUAUUCUUCAAGGAUCGUCCAAAGAAACCUCCAAUAAUUUACAGGCUGCUAGUCAAAAUCAAGUCAGUCUGUACCAGCAAUUUAUCCACAGCAGCCUUCCACAGCAUCUUCACAACCUGCUUCCAUUUUUUCCUUAUGCGCCAGCACCACCCAUGCCCAUGUAUUAUCCUUCGUUCAUUCCUCCUCAGAGCUUAUCACAACCUCCAGCACCCCAACCUCAGUCUGUACCGUCAGUUGAUGCUCAGCCCAAUCCAUCAACUCUACAGAAACCUGCCAUGAGCUCUGUUGCACCUAACUCAAAAGAGUUUUUAUCUAUUUUGUCCCAGCCUAAGAAGUCAACAGCACCAACACCAGAAGAAUUGCCAAAGAAGUCAACCCUUGAAAGUAAUAGAUCAAAAGCUCAGCAACUUAUGAGUCUUUUCAAGAAGGCGGAACCUGCUAAGGAGCCUACUUCUGAACCUGUUAAGGAGCCUACUUCAACUGAACCUAAAGAAUCCGCGCCAGCUUCAAUUGAAGCCGCAAAACCAGAGCCUUCUCCACGUGUAUCUCAAUUUGACAUUGAGAAUUCCCUGCCUAAUCUUGGUGUUCUUGGUGUUCAACAAGCUUCCAAUGAACUUGAAGAGUCACUUCGCUCGUCGCAUCCUGGAAGUGGAAAUAAUUCUCGUCCUUCAACUCCAGCGGGCAAACUCAAAAUCUUGAAAAGACCCACUGCCUCUGGAGAUAAGCAAAAUGCAUCAAGUGAACUUCUCAGCUUGCUUAAGCCAAAACAAACACCUAAAAGCACCGAAGAGAACCCCCAGCUGCCCAAAGUGCAAGAAAAAAUUAAUGGCAAUUCCAAAGCGUCUUCUGAUCUUUUGAGUUUAUUGAAAAAACCCAGAAGUCCAGAGCAACCCACAGUGAACACACCUGAAGUAGUGUACGAUUCGACCAAGUCCAAACAAGAAGAGUCUAAUAGCGAAGAAUUCCAGGACUUUGAGGAUUUUGAAGAUUUUGAUGCAUUAGACCAAUCUUUUGGUGCACCACCAACCAACUUUCACCAGCAUUUCGAUAUCGAUAGCGACGAUGAGCAUGAAGAAGAAGAGCAAGUUGAACCUGUACCAGUGAUGCCACCCAAAAUACAAGUCCUCAAGAGAAACCAGGAAAAUCUGGAUGAGGGAGCAGGAAAAUCGUUAUUGCAUCUCCUCAAUGGGAAAACAAAAGAUGUGAGUCCAAAGACGGAUUUCAGCAGCAUUUACGGAACGGAUUCCGCUCAGGGAUCAGAAGAGCCCCAAUUUGUACCACCCGUUACUUCGCCAUCUCAGGCUGCAUCGAGCUCCUUUUUGAGUAUAUUGACCAGACCCACGGAAAGUAAUCCUCAGGUGUCAUCUCCUCCAGCCCAAAAGAACGCAAAUUCACCGGCGAAAAAUAUACUUGAUAUUUUACAUGGAAGAGCAAAAUGA
Meyerozyma guilliermondii ATCC 6260 is the source of this 2262-nucleotide messenger RNA. It is a transcript of the gene DCP2, whose product is annotated as decapping enzyme complex catalytic subunit. Gene Ontology annotation, molecular function: RNA binding; manganese ion binding; 5'-(N(7)-methylguanosine 5'-triphospho)-[mRNA] hydrolase activity. The record is from RefSeq and is a predicted model, not a curated record. Bases 1 to 2262 code for a protein of 753 amino acids. NCBI's taxonomy places the organism in Eukaryota, Fungi, Ascomycota, Pichiomycetes, Serinales, Debaryomycetaceae. Gene Ontology annotation, cellular component: P-body; cytoplasm. The transcript has a single exon. Gene Ontology annotation, biological process: deadenylation-dependent decapping of nuclear-transcribed mRNA; nuclear-transcribed mRNA catabolic process, nonsense-mediated decay.